AAUAACCCUGCUGGCAGAGCAAGAUUACUUUUGACAGAUAUAGAAUCAUUUUGCAUCGAUGUCUUAUUGGAAUUGCUGGGUAGCACCAGCCAUUCUUAUAACCGGGUUAUUUGCUAAUUUUCGAACUGUCACUUUUAAGUUUAAUUCUCCAAAUGAGACAGACCCUUAAGGACGUUUUCACCGCUGGUCUAUUUUUUUGGUCCAAUUUUAUAACAGUUUCAAAAAUAUAGACCGCCAAAAAUAGACCAAAUAUUUGGCGUUUUCACCGGUAAAGUUUUAUAUCGAAUGUUUUUGUUUUGAUGCCGGAAAAAAUGGUAGAAAAAAUCUCAGCGGAGAUGGUAGGUACGGUUUGGGGUAUAAACAAAAAUCAUUACAUUGAUUCCGAAUUUGUUUGAUCCGAUUGCAGAAUCUGGACGAAGUUAAUUGCCGACCGAACUUACUAAGGUAACGAGUGGUACCGAAUCUCAGGUACCGUAAUCAGGUCAAAAUGAGCGAUUGGUUUGAUGAAAUUUUGAACUCCGCCACUGUUGCUCAACAUUUCAUUGCGGAUGACGCCGAAGAUGCACUUUUCGCAGAAACUUCUCAAGAUGGAAAUGAACAGGGUCGGCGGGGAUCUCGACCUGGGCGGAGCCCGAAUGUAGAUCGAAUGUUUAGCUUUGGACAUGAUAAAAUUUACAAUGAUUACUUUCGUGAGAAUUGUGUUUACAAUGAGGAGACAUUUGAACUACGUUUUCGCAUUCCAAAAAACCUUUUUUUGGAGAUUAUGCAAAGACUACAGGAUCGUUAUGAAUAUUUCCGUCUCCGACACGAUGCGACUGGUAAACCAGGCCUGAGUACACUGCAAAAAUGUACAGCUGCAAUUCGGCUGCUGGCAUAUGGCUCGUCGGCAGAUUCCAUAGAUGAAAACGUUCGAAUCGCUACUUCUACCGCUCUAGAGACGUUGAGGCACUUUUGCACUGGUAUUAUUGAAAUCUACGGUAGUGAAUACUUAAGACCUCCUAAUGCAGAAGAAUGCCGAAUGCUGAUGGCAGAGAACGCAAUCAGAGGAUUCCCGGGUAUGAUAGCAUCUAUUGACUGCAUGCAUUGGAUAUGGAAAGCAUGUCCAGUUGCGUGGAAAGGACAAUAUCAAGGAAAGGAAGGGAAGGCAACCAUAGUUCUUGAAGCAUGUGCCUCAUAUAAUACUUAUGUAUGGCAUUGUUUUUUCGGCUCUCCAGGCACGUUGAACGAUGUGAACGUGCUAGAUCGAUCUCAUCUCGUUCAUGACAUCGUCGAACGUCGCAGUUUGGGCGGAUCCUGGGAAAUCGGAAAUCACGAGUAUGAGCGUGGUUAUCUGUUGGCGGAUGGCAUAUAUCCCGAUUGGAGCGUGUUCCUGAAAACUAUAUCUAUGCCUCAAACUGCCAAGGAGAAGCUUUUCGCCAACUCACAGGAAGCAGCCCGGAAAGACGUAGAACGCUGCUUUUCCAAUAUUCAGGGUACAUGGCAAAUAAUCGGUAAUCCUUGUCGCCUCUUUGACGUCAAGUCAAUGCAGGACGUAAUAACAACGUGCAUCAUCUUGCACAAUAUGCGAAUUAAAUUCAGAAGUACUGUGAACGAAUGUUUUGAACAAAAUCCAAACAGAAUGGCGGGUUUCGUCGCUGGAUCAGCUCCUACGCUGAAUAUUGGAUUCCUUGACUUUUUGGACCAGCGUCAAACAAUUAAGGAUUCGAGACUUCACUUCCAACUUCGUCAAGAUAUUAUCGAGCAUCUUUGGGCAGUCAAAGGCAACAGCGUCGACAGUUAAAGGGAACUGUGAAAGGAAACAAAUGUAUUCCAAUAAAUAAAAUUAGAAAAUUAUUAGGGCUCUUUUAGUGGAAUAUCUUCACCUGUCUUAAGACGAGUUUAGUCAAGAGUUUAGUACUUUCCAUUUAACUCGUUAUAUGACCUCACAGUUGAGGUUGGAAUACGUAUCUGCAAAGAUUUCAAAAUGUGGUAGAAUCAAGUGGAAAAUACUUGGGCUUAUUCUAUGAGUAGAAUGACGUGAGAUUCCUCGAAUGACGUGAGAAGAGUCGUAUAGCUCCAUUUGAAUAACAUGGUCACCUCACGUGAGAAUUGCUAAAAUCGACUCACCUCACGUCACUCGACUCGUAGAAUAAGCCCAACUAAACUCGUCUUAUGACAGGUAAAAUAAAACUAGUUUAUACAAUUCUUUGGUUACGAAAUCAGUGUUGUGCUGAAUCAUUAUCAUACGAUAAUGAUUGCAAUUUUUGAAAACUUUGAAAACUGACGUGAAGACAGUAGGCGAGUUGUCGUCGGCGACAACUUCUCAAAUUUUGUACUCAAACGAUAAUA
This is a messenger RNA of Armigeres subalbatus, 2328 nucleotides long. RefSeq lists its product as uncharacterized. The transcript has 4 exons. The record is from RefSeq and is a predicted model, not a curated record. NCBI's taxonomy places the organism in Eukaryota, Metazoa, Arthropoda, Insecta, Diptera, Culicidae. Bases 488 to 1780 code for a protein of 430 amino acids.